UGGUUCAGGAUAUUCAAUAAACUGAAGGCCUGGAAUGAGACUUCUAAGGGCCUCACUUGUAGCCUUACAUCUAGAACAGGAAUUCUAUCUCAUCUCAGAGAAGAAGAAAAUGAGGCAAAGAUUGAAAAUGUGCAGAAAACAGGUUUCAUCAAAGGACCAAUGUUCAAAGGUGUUGCUUCUAGUCGGUUUUUGCCCAAAGGCACCAAGACAAAAGUUAAUUUGGAGGAACAGGGACGGCAGAAGGUAUCAUUCAGCUUCAGCCUUACAAAGAAAACUUUGCAGAACAGGUUUCUGGCUGCACUUGGGAAUGAAAAGCAGAAUGAUACUCCAAACUCUCCAGCUGUACCUCUUCAAGUAGACUCAACACCUAAAAUUAAAACAGACAUUGGAGAUACCUUAACUACUGCAGAAGAAUCUUCCCCACCAAAAUCAAGGGUAGAAUUGGGCAAAAUUCACUUUAAGAAACAUCUGCUUCAUGUAACAUCCAGGCCACUGUUGACUGCUACCACAGCAGUGGCGUCUCCACCUCCUCCCAUAGUACCAUUACCAGCAAUCAUAGCAGAAUCAACAACUGUAGACUCUCCACCUUCAUCUCCACCUCCACCACCUCCACCUCCCCAAGCUGCAACACCCCCAUCACCAGCACCAGUAACAGAGCCAGUGGCCUUGCCACACACACCAAUAACAGUUCUGAUGACAGCACCGGUAGAUGUAUCCACUAGAGCCUUGAAGGAACCACCAGUUAAAAUUGUACCAGAAUCUUCAGAAGUGGACACUAAGCAGGACUCUGUAUCCAAUAGUUCAGAAGAACAUGUAAGUCAAAAUUUGAAUGAGCAAACAGAUAUUCCUUCACAAAAAGAAGAUUCCCAUAUUGGGAAGGAAGAAAUUCCAGAUAGUUCUAAGAGUAGUCUGGUCUCUAAAAAAACAGGUUCUAAGAAGAAAUCCUCACAAUCUGAAGGCACCUUUCUUGGUUCAGAAUCUGAUGAAGAUUCUGUACGGACUUCUUCAAGUCAAAGAUCCCAUGAUUUAAAAUUUUCAGCAAGCAUUGAAAAAGAAAGAGAUUCAAAAAAGAGCUUAGCACCUUUAAAAAGUGAGGAUUUAGGGAAAUCGUCACGAUCUAAAACAGAGAGAGAUGAUAAAUAUUUUAGCUACUCAAAACUUGAAAGAGAUACUCGGUAUAUAUCUUCUCGCUGUAGAUCAGAGAGAGAGCGAAGGCGGAGCAGAUCUCGUUCUAGAUCUGACAGAGGCUCUAGAACUAGUUCAUCUUAUUCCCGAUCAGAACGAUCCCAUUAUUACGACUCUGAUCGUCGCUACCAUAGGAGUUCCCCUUAUCGAGAGAGGGCACGCUAUUCUCGGCUGUAUACAGAUAACAGGGCACGAGAGAGUUCUGACUCAGAAGAUGAGUAUAAAAAGACAUACUCAAGGAGAACGUCAUCUCAUUCCUCAUCUUACAGAGACCUAAGGACAUCAUCAUCCUAUUCUAAAUCUGAUCGGGACUGUAAAACUGAGUCCUCUUACAUAGAGAUGGAGAGAAGAGGAAAGUAUUCUUCAAAAUUAGAAAGAGAAUCCAAAAGGACUUCAGAAAAUGAAGCAGUGAAAAGAUGUUCUCCCCCUAAUGAACUGGGAUUCCGACGGGGAUCAUCAUAUUCCAAGCAUGAUAACAGUGUUUCCCGUUAUAAAUCUGCCCCUUCAAAACCUAUAUCCAAGUCUGAUAAAUUUAAAAAUUCUUUCUGUUGUACAGAACUGAAUGAGGAAAUCAAACAGUCUCAUUCUUUUAGUUUACAGACUCCUUGUUCAAAAGGUAGUGAUUUAAGAAUGAUUAGUAAAAUUCCUGAAAGAGAAAAGACUGGUUCUCCAUCUCCAUCAAAUCGAUUAAAUGAUUCACCUACUUAUAAAAAGUCAGAUGAAUUGCCUAUUUUUAAGUCUGAAUUUAUAGGACAAGAUAGCCAUGAUAGUAUUAAGGAUUUAAACUCUUUAUGUAAAGUGAAGAAUGAUCAAUUAAGAAGUUAUUGUCCCACAGAAUUAAAUAUAAAUGGAUCUCCUGGGGCAGAAUCUGAUUUGGCAACAUUUUGCACUUCUAAAACUGACACUGUUUUGAUGUCUUCUGAUGACAGUGUGACUGGAUCGGAGGUAUCCCCUUUGGUCAAAGCAUGCAUGGUUUCAUCAAAUGGAUUUCAGAAUAUUAAUAGAUGUAAAGAAAAAGACUUGACUGAUACUUGCAUGCAGCAUAGUAAGUCAGAAAGCCCUUUUAGAGAAACAGAACCUCUGGUGUCCCCACACCAAGAUAAACUUAUGUCUUUGCCAGUUAGGACUAUAGAUUAUUCCAAAACAAUAGUUAAAGAGCCAGUUGACAUGAGAGUUUCUUGCUGUAAAACCAAAGAUUCAGAUAUAUACUGUACUUCAAAUAACAACCGCCCUUCUUUGUGUCAUUCCGAAGCUGAAAAUAUUGAUCCUUUAGUUACGAAGAUUUCUUCAAAUAGCUUUAUGAAUGUGCAUUUGAAAUCGAAAACAGUAAUGUGUGAUAAUAGAAAUCUGACAGAUCAGCACUCAAAAUUUGCAUGUGGUGAAUAUCAGGAGACUGUUGGUAGUACUGGUUCAACUUCUGUUAAUCAUUUUGAUAAUUUAUAUCAACCUAUAGGGAGCUCAUGUAUUGCUUCAUCUCUUCAGAAUCUUCCACCAGGAAUAAAAGUGGACAGUUUAACUCUCUUGCAGUGUGGAGAGAACACAUCUCCAGUUUUGGAUGCUGUGCUGAAGAGUAAAAGCGCAGAGUUUUUAAAGCAUGCAGAGAAAGAAACAAUAAUAGAAGUAGGUAGUGGCCUUCCUGAUUCAGGAAGGGGAUUUGCUUCCUGGGAAAACAGGCAUAAUAAUGGGUUGUCUGGGAAAUGUGUGCAGGAGGCUCAAGAAGAAGGAAAUUCCAUAUUGCCUGUUAGAAGAGGAAGACCAGAAACCUCUUUAGAUGAAGAAGGUGGAAGAGGACAUGCACAUACUUCUGAUGAUUCAGAAGUUGUGUUUUCUUCUUGUGAUUUAAAUUUAACCAUGGAGGACAGUGAUGGUGUAACAUAUACCUUAAAAUGUGACAGUAGUGGUCACGCCUCAGAGAUUGUGUCUACUGUUCAUGAAGAUUAUUCUGGUUCUUCGGAAAGUUCAAGUGAUGAAAGUGAUUCAGAAGAUACAGAUUCUGAUGAUAGCAGUAUUCCAAGAAACCGUCUUCAAUCUGUUGUGGUUGUGCCAAAAAAUUCUACUUUGCCCAUGGAAGAAACAAGUCCUUGUUCUUCUCGGAGCAGUCAAAGUUACAGACACUAUUCUGACCACUGGGAAGAUGAGAGAUUGGAGCCAAGGAGACAUUCAUAUGAGGAAAAAUUUGAGAGUAUAGCAAGUAAAGCCUGUCCUCAAACUGAGAAGUUCUUCCUUCAUAAAGGAGCAGAGAAGAAUCCAGAAAUUUCUUUUACACAGCCCAGUCGAAAACAAAUAGAUAAUCACCUGUCUGAAAUUGCUCAUCCUCAGAGUGAUGGGGUUGAUAGUACAAGUCAUUCAGACGUGAAAUCUGACCUUCUAGGUCAUCCAAAUUUUGAGGGAAUAGUGAAAGCCAAAAUAGCUUCUAGGCAGCAAGAAGAGCUGCCAGUUUAUUCUUCUGAUGAUUUUGAAGGUGUCUCAAAUAAGUCUCGGCAACAGACUACUUUCUCCAACAGGCCAGACAGUAGACUGGGGAAAACAGAGCUAAGUUUUUCUUCCUCUUGUGAGGUAUCUCGAGUGGAUGGUUUCCAUUCAUCAGAAGAGCUCAGAAACCUAGGGUGGGACUUCUCUCAACAAGAAAAGCCUACUACCACAUACCAGCAACCUGACAGCAGCUAUGGAGCCUGUGGUGGACAUAAGUAUCAGCAAAGUACAGAACAGUAUAGUGGGACACGUAAUUAUUGGCAAGGCAAUGGCUACUGGGAUCCAAGAUCAGCAGGUAGACCUCCUGGAACUGGGGUUGUGUAUGAUCGAAUUCAGGGACAGGUACCAGAUUCCUUAACAGAUGACCGUGAAGAGGAGGAGAAUUGGGAUCAACAUGCAGGAUCUCACUUUUCAAGCCAGGCCAGUAAAUUUUUUCUAUCCCUUCAGAAGGACAAGGGGUCAGUUCAAGCACCUGAAAUAAGCAGCAAUUCCAUUAAGGACUCUUUAGCUGUGAAUGAAAAGAAAUGUGCCAAGCAAGGGAAGAUGCCUUGUUACUUUGAUCUGAUUGAAGAAAAUGUUUAUUUAACAGAAAGAAAGAAGAAUAAAUCCCAUCGGGAUAUUAAGCGAAUGCAGUGUGAGUGUACACCUCUUUCUAAAGAUGAAAGAGCUCAAGGUGAAAUAGCAUGUGGGGAAGAUUGUCUUAAUCGUCUCCUCAUGAUUGAAUGUUCUUCCCGGUGUCCAAAUGGGGAUUAUUGUUCCAAUAGACGGUUUCAGAGAAAACAGCAUGCAGACGUGGAAGUCAUACUCACAGAAAAGAAAGGCUGGGGCUUGAGAGCUGCUAAAGACCUUCCUUCAAAUACCUUUGUCCUGGAGUAUUGUGGAGAGGUACUUGAUCAUAAAGAGUUUAAAGCCCGAGUAAAGGAGUAUGCGCGAAACAAAAACAUCCACUACUAUUUCAUGGCCCUGAAGAAUGACGAGAUAAUAGAUGCCACUCAGAAAGGAAAUUGCUCUCGCUUCAUGAAUCACAGCUGUGAACCAAACUGUGAGACUCAAAAAUGGACUGUGAAUGGACAACUGAGAGUUGGGUUCUUUACCACCAAACUGGUUCCUUCAGGCUCAGAGUUAACAUUUGACUAUCAGUUCCAAAGAUAUGGGAAAGAAGCUCAGAAAUGUUUCUGUGGGUCGGCUAAUUGCCGGGGUUACCUGGGAGGAGAGAACAGAGUCAGCAUCAGAGCAGCAGGGGGAAAAAUGAAGAAAGAACGAUCUCGUAAGAAGGAUUCAGUGGAUGGAGAGCUAGAAGCUCUGAUGGAGAACGGUGAGGGUCUGUCUGAUAAAAACCAGGUCCUCAGCUUAUCCCGGCUAAUGGUUAGAAUUGAAACUUUGGAGCAGAAACUUACCUGUCUUAAACUCAUACAGAACACACACUCACAGUCUUGCCUGAAGUCCUUUCUGGAACGUCACGGACUGUCUUUGUUGUGGAUCUGGAUGGCAGAGCUAGGUGAUGGCCGGGAAAGUAACCAGAAGCUUCAGGAAGAGAUUAUAAAGACUUUGGAACAUUUACCCAUUCCUACUAAAAAUAUGUUGGAGGAAAGCAAAGUACUUCCUAUUAUUCAACGUUGGUCUCAGACCAAGACUGCUGUCCCUCAGCUGAGUGAGGGAGAUGGGUAUUCUAGUGAGAAUACGUCACGUGCUCACACACCACUCAACACACCUGAUCCUUCCACCAAACUGAGCACAGAAGCUGACACAGACACCCCCAAGAAGCUAAUGUUUCGCAGACUUAAAAUUAUAAGUGAAAAUAGUAUGGACAGUGCGAUCUCUGAUGCUACCAGUGAGCCAGAAGGCAAAGAUGGCAAGGAGGACCUUGACCAGUUAGAAAACAUCCCUGUAGAAGAUGAGGAAGAGUUACAGUCACAGCAGCUACUCACACAACAACUACCUGAAUCUAAAGUUGAUAGUGAAAUUGCUAUGGAGGCCAGUAAGCUAGCCUCAUCUGAACCAGAGGCUGACACUGAAAUAGAGCCUAAAGAAAGCAAUGGCACGAAACUAGACGAACCUAUUGCUGAGGAAACACCAUCCCAAGAUGAAGAGGAGGGUAUAUCUGAUGUGGAGAGUGAGAGGAGCCAGGAACAGCCAGAUAAAACAGUAGAUAUAAGUGAUUUGGCCAUCAAGCUCCUGGACAGUUGGAAAGACCUAAAGGAGGUAUAUCGAAUUCCAAAGAAAAGUCAAACUGAAAAGGAGAACACAAUAACUGAACGAGGAAGGGAUGCUGUUGGCUUCAGAGAUCAAACAGUUGCCCCAAAGACUCCUAACAGAUCAAGAGAGAGAGACCCAGACAAACAAACUCAAAGUAAAGAGAAAAGGAAACGAAGGGGCUCCCUCUCACCACCUUCUUCUGCCUAUGAACGGGGAACAAAAAGGCCAGAUGACAGAUAUGAUACACCAACUUCUAAAAAGAAAGUACGAAUUAAAGACCGCAAUAAGCUUUCUACAGAGGAGCGUCGAAAGUUGUUUGAGCAAGAGGUAGCUCAGCGGGAGGCUCAGAAACAACAGCAGCAGAUGCAGAACCUGGGAAUGACAUCUCCACUGCCCUAUGACUCUCUUGGCUACAAUGCCCCUCAUCACCCCUUUGCUGGCUACCCACCAGGUUAUCCCAUGCAGGCCUAUGUGGAUCCCAGCAAUCCUAAUGCUGGAAAGGUGCUUCUCCCCACACCCAGCAUGGAUCCUGUGUGUUCUCCUGCUCCUUAUGAUCAUUCUCAGCCAUUGGUGGGACAUUCUACAGAACCCCUUGCUGCCCCUCCACCUGUGCCAGUGGUGCCACAUGUGGCAGCCCCCGUGGAAGUUUCCAGUUCACAGUAUGUGGCCCAAAGUGAUGGUGUGGUACACCAAGACUCCAGUGUCACCGUCUUGCCAGUGCCAGCCCCAGGCCCAGUCCAGGGACAGAAUUAUGGUGUUUGGGAUUCAAACCAACAGUCUGUCAGUGUACAGCAACAGUACUCUCCUGCACAGUCUCAAGCAACCAUAUACUAUCAAGGACAGACUUGUCCAACUGUCUAUGGUGUGACAUCACCCUAUUCACAGACAACUCCACCAAUUGUACAGAAUUAUGCUCAGCCAAGUCUUCAGUACAUCCAGGGACAACAGAUUUUCACAGCUCACCCACAAGGAGUGGUGGUACAGCCAGCUGCAGCGGUGACUACAAUAGUUGCACCAGGACAGCCUCAGCCCUUACAGCCACCUGAAAUGGUUGUGACAAAUAAUCUCCUGGAUCUACCACCACCAUCUCCUCCCAAACCAAAAACCAUUGUCUUACCUCCCAACUGGAAGACAGCCCGAGACCCAGAAGGGAAGAUUUACUACUACCAUGUGAUCACAAGGCAGACUCAGUGGGAUCCUCCUACUUGGGAAAGCCCAGGAGAUGAUGCCAGCCUUGAGCAUGAAGCUGAAAUGGACCUGGGAACCCCAACAUAUGAUGAAAAUCCCAUGAAGACUUCAAAAAAGCCUAAGACAGCAGAAGCAGACACCUCCAGUGAGCUAGCUAAGAAGAGCAAAGAAGUAUUCAGAAAAGAGAUGUCCCAGUUCAUUGUCCAGUGCCUGAACCCUUAUCGGAAACCUGACUGCAAAGUGGGAAGAAUUACCACAACUGAAGACUUCAAACACCUAGCUCGCAAGCUGACUCACGGCGUUAUGAAUAAGGAGCUGAAGUACUGUAAGAACCCUGAGGACCUGGAGUGCAAUGAGAAUGUGAAACACAAAACCAAGGAGUACAUUAAGAAGUACAUGCAGAAGUUUGGGGCUGUUUACAAACCCAAAGAGGACACUGAAUUAGAGUGACCUACCGGGCCAGGGUGGGAGGACGGGCAAGCUGGUAGGACAUACUUUGGGGAGAAGAAAUCCUGUGGGCCCUCUCUGCCCCGCCCCACUCCACCGACAGGGCUGUGCUACUGAUGACACAUCACCCUGGGGAAUUCAAGUCUGCAGAUUUCAGGUGAAAGCCACAAAAAUGAGCUCCAUCUUCAACAAGCAGUCCCUGGUUGUGAGCUGUUGGUAGAGGCCAUCAGAGGCAAGGGCUUAGGCCCUUGAGACCUUCCCUUCUGAGACCCUGGCCAGGCCUGACCCCACUCUCACACCUGGGUCUCCUCCUUGGCGGUGCUGUCAGCGCACAGACUCAUGCGCAUCCCCACCCACAACCCCCUUACGCUGAAGAUCUGUAUUAUAUUUUAAUGUAUAUGUGAAUAUAUUGAAAAUAAUUUGUUUGUUUUUCCUGGUUUUUGUUUUUUGUUUUGCUUUUAGCCUCUACGUGCUAGGAUCACAGGAAGACUUUGUAAGGAUGGUAUAAGUUCUCCUGCAAGGUUUAAUUUGUUAUCAUGUAAAUAUUCCAAAGCAGGCUGCCUUGUGGUUUUGGCCAGCCUUGUGCUAUGUUGAUAAGAUUGAUUUACUGCUUAAAAUCACUUUACUUUAUCCAAUUUUUACUGAACUUUUUAUGUAAAAAAUAAAAUCAAUUAAAGAA
Messenger RNA from Vicugna pacos (alpaca), 8167 nucleotides. The record is from RefSeq and is a predicted model, not a curated record. Lineage: Eukaryota; Metazoa; Chordata; Mammalia; Artiodactyla; Camelidae.